AUGUUAAAUUUUAAUUGGAUAUUACCAGUUUUUGGUGGUUCCGAUCGAUAUGCUGACCAACAAAAAUAUACAUAUUUUACAUCAGAUUUGAAAUUGAGUAAAUAUCCUCAAGGCUAUUGUGGUGGCACACCAAUAGAAUCGUGUGACUAUGAAAAAUAUGGCGAAGCUGUAAUCCUUACCUCUGGUGUAACACUUAUCAUUGCAUUCACAAUUCUCAUCAUCUCUAUUUUCUUUUGGCUUGGCAGAUCAACUUUGUUUGGUGGUUGUCACGGAUCCCGAGGAUUCUUUGUUCCCAAAGGUAGAUUCAUCGAGCAAUUUGGCGAAGGUUACACAAAUUGUCAAAUAUUUACACUAAGAGUUGUUGUUAUAAUUUUAGUUGGAUGUUCAAUUCCAUUAUUUAUAACUUGUUUACAUGGAAAUGUUAAAUUAACAAAUGGAUUAAAAAAUAUAGGUAAAGAGAUUUGUGAUAAAGCAGACGAAACCUAUAAGGAGGUUUAUAACAUUACACAACAAUUGAAUUCGACGGAAUUCGAAAGAUUGGAAAUCUAUGCCAACAUCACUGACAAAGAGAUACUCUACCAACAAGUUCAGAAUAUCUUGCAAGAUGCUAUUGGCCUAAAGAAAGAUGCACAUGGAAUAAAUGACCGUGUCAUUCACUAUAACACUUAUCGUAACAGUAUUACUCUUGUUGUAUUAAUAUUUGCUCUCAUAGCAUGCGGUGUCUUGGCUUUUUCUAUUUUUAAUAUUCCACAACUAGCUUUUAUGUCUGCGAUUAUCAUAAUUAUAAUAUUACCAUUGAUGUGGAUUACUUUCAGUGUCCACUACUCUAGUAAUUUCUUAAUUUCCGAUCUUUGUCAAUCCUAUACUAUUAACUAUGGAAACGGAACCGUUUCACAAGCCAACUUUACCAAUCCUCUUGUAAAUGAGGUGUUUAAUGGCUGCCAGAAUGGAAGUGCCACGAUGUCUGUCUUUGAUGAUCUGGUGACCACCGUUACUGGAUUGUUGAAUAGCUCGUACACUGAGGCGUGUGGCGAUGGUGGUUUCGGAAGUUUGUGUGACUUGCAGUUCGACGACUAUCCCGACGGCUACCAACAUCCACCGGUCAAGAGAAACGUCCUCGAUUGCAGUGGACUGCCGGCGUGUAACAACAAAACGAUCGAACUCUACACUAAUGUUUCGAUCUACGAUUUUGAAUAUGGAUGCUAUCGUGGCGCCGAUCCUGCGGAAUGUCCGUUCAACGCUGGAAACAACGCACAGCAAUGUCUGCAAUCCGGUGGCAAACUAGUGACCUGCCACGUCAAACAACUACCAUCUGUCAAAGACUGCGAAGCCCAGUGUAAGAACCAAGACAUCGCAAACUAUAGUCAGACCGCAGUCGAUGGUGUCGACGCACUCCUUAUAUUCCAGGGCAUCUGGUCGAACCAAGUACUACCACUAAUUAGCUGUGCCAAUUUGGUGCCAUUUGUAAAAUCAAUUGAAUAUCAACUUUGUGAAGAGGAAUAUGAUUAUGUUCAACAAUUAGUUGCUCCAACUUGUUUGUUUGCAAUAUUACUUAUUGCUGUUGGUAUUGUGUCAGUGUUGGCAUCAAAGAGGUUCAACAAACAUAACCAAAGAUGUCAUAAUGAAAAAAAACAUUAA
Messenger RNA from Heterostelium album PN500, 1638 nucleotides. RefSeq lists its product as uncharacterized. NCBI's taxonomy places the organism in Eukaryota, Evosea, Eumycetozoa, Acytosteliales, Acytosteliaceae. The transcript has 4 exons. The record is from RefSeq and is a predicted model, not a curated record. The coding region runs from base 1 to 1638 and encodes 545 amino acids.